This is a messenger RNA of Anneissia japonica, 1860 nucleotides long. Its product is annotated as BEN domain-containing protein 4-like. Lineage: Eukaryota; Metazoa; Echinodermata; Crinoidea; Comatulida; Comatulidae. The record is from RefSeq and is a predicted model, not a curated record. Bases 24 to 635 code for a protein of 203 amino acids. The transcript has 4 exons. Gene Ontology annotation, molecular function: DNA binding.
UAACAGCUUUUGUCUUUUCUUAGAUGGCAGAUCUGGAAAAUAAAAUUAAAAUUGAAGGCCCUCAAUCACCAUUAACAUAUGCAGCAUUGACAACACAUGGGGAUCAACCAACCGAAUCGACAACCUUUAUGGAUAUGUUGGAGGAAGUUGAGUGUAAAAAAUGCAAAGACUUGAAAGAAAAACUAAAAGCUGCAGAGGCUGCAAACAAAUUUCCCGAGCCAUCAGAAGACGUAUUAAAUUUUAUGGAGUCGGUGCUCUCUAUAUACAGACCUAGAUCCGUUAUGGCUGCACAACAAGGUAGGAAGCGACUACUAAGUGGGUAUGACGUGUAUAUUCCAAAUGUGAUGUGGAAUAAUAUAGAAUCCUCAAGUGGGCAGAGUGGAAGGAGAUUGCUAAGAAAUCUGAUAAGGGCAGUUUUUACAGAAUCUGAGCUUGCUGAGUCAGCUGGACUGGGACUGCGGAAACAAACGGUUGGCUCAAAGUCACCGUUGGACCCAAAGAAGGUUCAAUGUCUAAAAUUAUUUGUGAACAACUACUGCGAGAAAAAUAAAUGGGUGAUUCCGUCUGUUACCGAAGUCAAUAAGGUCUUUGCAGACGCCGUAGGUAGAGCAAGAAGCAUCCAAAAACAUACUUAAGUGUGUUAAAUGCUAAUGUGUAUGUGAAUAAAUAACAGUAGUAAUAUAUUGUAGUAGAUGUAAUUAAAUACCGUAAAACCUCGAAUUGAAGCCAUUGGCUUCUUGUUUUUAUUGUGAACUUUAGAUGGGCUUCCUUUCAGAGAUGGGCUUCUUUUCAAGAUGGGCUUUUUUCGAGGCUACUUUUGGAAAGUAAAGAGGGGGGCUUCUUUUCAAAAUGAAUGCUGCAAAUUUUGUGAAUUUAUCCUAUAAAACAAUAAAUGAGAGAAACUGUAACAUCAAUUUGUAUCGUGGAGUGGACUUAACUGAUAUUGGCACCUAAAGUACUGUAUAAACCAAGCUUGUUUUUAAUUUAUUUUGUUUUGAAAUUCAUGUACAGUGUAUGUACUGUACUAUCUCGAAAAGAAGUCUAUGCUAUCUUGAAAAGAAGCCCAUGGACUUCAUUUCGAGAUGGGCUUCUUUUCGAGGCUAAUUUUGCAAACUAGACAGGGGUGGGGUGGCUUCAAUUCGAAAUAGGCUUUUAUCUCUCGAGAUUAAGCCAAUUGGGCUUCAAUUCGAGGUUUUACGUAAGUUAAUUCAAACAUUUUAUACCCACGUACUUGGAUUACUCUUCCUCAAAAUAAUGUUUUUAUUCUUUAGGAUAUUAAUCUAUAUGAAUAAAUCUAUAUAAAUGUUGCUUGUUUAAAUUUUCCAACCAUAAGGUUUAUUAUGUAGUGAGGCCUCAAAUAUUUUUCGGCAAAUUAUACCGAGUGAAUAUUGGUAUGUUAUAUAAAAGUAAUUAACAUCUUUUGUAUAUUUUAAAUUAGUUUUACAGCUAUUUAUGGUAGGCCUAUGUUUUUAAAUUGAUUUUUUUUAAUGCGAUAUAAGUGAAAUAGUAUCAACUUUUUUACCACUUUCGGGUAUCUAUAUGAAUAAGCCUAUGUUAUUUUUCCCAACCUUGAGAUUUACUAUGUGGUGAACUCACAUAUUUGACUAUUUUUGAAAAUAAUAGUACUGUAUAUCUAUAAAUGAUAAGAUAACAUUAUUGGUGUAUAUUAAUUAAGUUUUAACUAUUUAAAGUAAAUAUUUGUGAAUUGAGUAAAAUGAGGUAAAAUGUAAAAUAGUAACAUUAGCUAUUAAUAUCACUUCAAGCUAUUUAUUAUAGUACUAAUUAAUAUCACUGACAAUAUAUUCAGGUAACUGCUUUGGAUGUCAAAGUGAAGUAAUAAAUGUUUUGAAAGCUUGAUAA